GUUUAUAAAAAACAACUCCCUUGACUUUUUUUUUCUUCUUUCCUUCAAUUUUUUCUCUUUAUAUUUUAAAUGAGUAGCACAACAACGAGUAAUAAUAUAGAAGACUCACAGUUAUCUUUGACUGGCAUGGGGACACAGUUGGGGAUCAAUGCUGCAAUUGCAGUGGGUGUGCUCUGUCUAUUCAAUAUCUUAAGACCAAACAACUCUCUUGUAUACGCACCUAAAUAUAAAUAUGCAACGAAAACUAAGCAGCCACCGACAUUAGGACAUGGAUUUUUUGAUUGGUUUAAACCAGUAAUGCACACACCAGACUCUGUCUUGAUUGAGAAAAUUGGAUUCGAUGCCACAUUUUUUAUCAAAUUUAUUCGAAUGAUUCGACGUAUGCUUUACGUAAUGACCUUUGUAGGUGUUUGCAUUAUUAUCCCAAUUAAUAUUGUGGCCACAUCAAAAACAGGUGAAUGGCCACCUUCUCCUGGUGUAGAAUUUCUGUCGAUUUCCACCAUUAAUUAUUACGACGGUAAAUUUCAUUAUUCCAAUGGUGACUUGAUGUGGUAUUGGUGUCAUGCCGGUGGUACAUGGAUUUUUUCAAUUGUUAUGUAUGUCUUUCUCUGGCGUUUUUAUGUUGAUUAUGUCAAAUUUCGUCAAGAGUAUUUCGAAAGCGAAGAUUAUCAAAAUUCUAUGCAUGCUCGUACCUUGAUGAUUUUCAAUGUGCCUGUGUCUAUGAGAUCCGAUAAAGCGUUGGCGGAUUGGGUCAAUCGUAUGGGAUUAAAGUAUCCUGCGCAGCAAAUUUGUAUAGGUACACAAAACACCGAGCUUGCCGGUUAUGUAGAAGAACAUGAAGAAGCUGUGCGGAAAUUAGAAAUUAUUUUGUCAAAUCAUCUAAAAGAUGGCAAGGUUGUACAAGGUAAAAGGCCAUUGAUGAGAGUCGGAUCGAGUUUCUUUGGUUGCUGUGGUGGACAAAAGGUGGACGCCAUUAGUUACUACUCAGAACGCGUUCAAGAAUUACAAGAGAAAAUCACCGUUGCUCGCUCACAUAUCUCGUCUAGCAAAAAAACUAAUUACGGCUGGAUAUCUUAUGAUAAAGUAGCUUGGGCUCAUGCAAAUGCAAAACAUCUUGCUUCUUCCUCUUCACCAUUAUUGAACUUACCAAAAAUUCUAAGCGAAGGACCGAAACCUACCAUCGAGCUUUCACCACAACCAAAAGAUAUCAUCUGGUCUAACCUGGCCAUGAAUGAACAUCUUCGAAGAUCAAAAAGACUGAUUGCUUCUUUUAUUUUCUAUGGAUUUGUCUUCUUUUGGUUUAUCCCAUCCAGUUUUCUCUCAGCUUCUUCCAACGUCAAGGAGCUUUUCAGACUUUUUCCCAAUUCCAAAAUUUUCAUGAAAAAUCAUCCCACAUUUGUGUCUUUAGUGAGCUCUUGGUUUACUCCUAUUGUUAUGGCAAUCUUUUUUUUUAUUUUACCCAAAAUUCUUAGAUUUAUGUCGCAACAACAAGGCUAUAUGACAGGUACAAGUUUAGAUCGACAAGUGUUGGCGAAAUUGUUUGUCUUUUUCAUCAUCAACAAUUUAUUGGUCUUUACCGUAUCCUCAACUUUGAUUGCCGUGUAUUCAGAAAUUAAUGAAGCAGUUCAGAGUGGAACCACCUUGACGGCUCAUCAGUUUUUUACAACAAUGAGCGGUAAUUUAACUCAAGUUGCAAAAAAUCUUAGUGAUGUUUCGACCUAUUGGGUAAACUAUGUUUCAUUAAAAGGUCUUGGUGUCAUUGUUGAUUUAGCCCAGGUGGCCGUACUUUUGACUGUCACUUUGAGAAAGUUAUUUACUAGACCGAGUCCUCGUCAAUUACAAGAAUUCACUCGUCCUACUGCUUUUGACUUCCCAUUGUUUUACAAUGUUUUGUUGUUCUUUUUUACAGUCGGCCUUGUUUAUUCUGUUAUUGCUCCUUUGGUUCUUCCUUUUACAAUGAUGUACUUUUUAUUGGCCACCAUGGUCUUUAAAUACCUCCUCAUGUAUGUCUAUGUGACUAAUGUUGAAACAGGAGGCCAGAUUUGGCGUCUGUUAUUUAACCGUCUACUUGUGUCUGCUGUGUUAUUUCAAGUUGUUAUGUUUGGUGUGCUGAGCUUGAAGAGUGCCCGUAUUGCCUCCUUUGCAGUUGCACCUUUACCCAUUGUUACCAUUCUUUUUAAAAUUAUUUGCAGCCGCAGGUUCGAUCAUCGCGUCUACUACUAUCAACCUAAAAUCGAUGCUUAUCAUGGCGGAAGUGACCAUAAGGCUGGCAAUCAUGAUAAAAAGAACACCAAGAACUCGAUCGGCUUUCGGUUUGGUGAUCCAGCCUUUUUCGCGGAAUUGCCUAUACCCAUGGUUCAUGAAAGUGUGCGCCAUUUACUCCCCAAACUUUACGGUGGUGGAAAGACAGAAAAGAAACCAUUUAUGAGUCGCAUGACACGGCAAAAAAGUGUACGUCAUGUAUCAGUGAUUCAGUUAAAAAAUGCAACAGGAGGUGAAUUACAGUUCCAAAGUGUUGGCGAAAAGGACCUUGAGCUGGAUGAUUCCACAGAGGGUGUCAAGGGAAUGUAUAAGUUUAACGAAGAUGAAGAAAGCUUGAAUGUCGUGGAGCCAACCAAAACCAAUUAUUAUGCAAAUAAUUUUGCGGCGGGACCCAAUAAUAGUAUCAAUCCUUUAAAACGGUUGAGCAAUCGACUGUCCUUCAAAUCCACUCCAAAUCACAAUGAUUUGUAUUCUGCAAAAAGACCACUUGUUGAUUCAACGUCAGUCAGAAUGCAAACCGAAGAAGACUUUUCGUCCUCCUAUUAUCAACAAACCCAUGAACCAAAAAUGACACAAGAUAUGGAAUACUUCGUUGCUGGUCAAGCAUAUCGUACUCACAAUCCACAAAAUCUAAAUAGCUCAAGUGCGAUUGAAAUGGCAAAUAUUUAUAAAGCUCAACAACAACCCUAUCAAUCCGCACCAAAUCACACCGUAUUAGAUAACUAUAACCAGUACAUUCGUAACCCAGUUAAUGCGUAUACGGGCCAAGGAAGAGCUAAAAACUAUCAGCAAGAUGCAAAUUAUCAAACCAACCAGCGUUAAAAAGAUAACACAAUUAUAAGUUUUUAUCUUUUCUGUAAAUACGAUCAAGAGAGAAGGAUAGUUGAUCUAUUCCUAUGCUUGAC
Messenger RNA from Mucor mucedo, 3167 nucleotides. RefSeq lists its product as uncharacterized. The coding region runs from base 70 to 3084 and encodes 1004 amino acids. Lineage: Eukaryota; Fungi; Mucoromycota; Mucoromycetes; Mucorales; Mucoraceae. Gene Ontology annotation, cellular component: plasma membrane. Gene Ontology annotation, molecular function: calcium-activated cation channel activity. The record is from RefSeq and is a predicted model, not a curated record. The transcript is spliced from 10 exons.